Molecule: messenger RNA, 7677 nt
Organism: Sorex araneus (European shrew)
Lineage: Eukaryota; Metazoa; Chordata; Mammalia; Eulipotyphla; Soricidae
Gene: FRMPD1
Product: FERM and PDZ domain containing 1
Exons: 17
Coding region: 157-4977 (1606 amino acids)
Cellular component (GO): cytoskeleton
Molecular function (GO): protein binding
Source: RefSeq, a predicted model, not a curated record
GACGGCGCGGGCGGGCCGGGCCUGCGCCCCCUCCGGCGGCCGCCGCGGCGCGGGAGGCGGAGCCCGAGCCCGAGCCCGAGCCGUGCCCGCGUCGGUGCGGGGCGCGUCAGCCCGCCAGGUCCGCGUCGGCGCGGGCGGCGCCUCCUCUGCAGGUAAAUGGAAGAGCUGGAAAGCAGUUUACUUCAGACACGGAAAGCGCACCGAAUCGAACAGAUGGUGGCGAGAUGGCUUCGGCGUUCCCGGGACAGCUCAGCCAGGGCUAAGGUUGCUGCAGCGGAUGGGCCUCCCGGGAUCCCAGCCCAGACUCUUGCUCCUGUGAAACACACAGUGAAAAUAGACAAAGAUGCUCUCCUCCAGGACUACGGAUUCCACAUUUCUGAGAGCCUUCCCCUCACAGUGCUGGCUGUCACUGCAGGAGGCUCCGCUCAUGGCAAGCUUUUCCCUGGGGACCAGAUCCUGCAGAUGAAUGAUGAGCCUGCUGAAGACCUUUCCUAUGAGCGAGCCGUCCAUAUCCUGAGGGAAGCAGAAGAUUCUCUCUCAAUCACGGUUGUUCGCUGCACGUCGGAGGAUUAUAGGAGACCUUAUCAAAUACUUUGCAAGAAUGAAGGAAUGCUACUAUGUCCUCAGGACCCUGGCCUACCAGUGUGGAAUCCUAUCUUCAAAGGAAAAAUGAACUUGGUUGACUCUGAAUUGUUCUUGGGAAUCCCUAAGUCAUCCUUCCUGACAGAGGAGAAGAGAGCCAGGCUGAAGACCAAUCCUGUGAAGGUCCACUUUGCUGAGGAAGUGCUUGUCAGCGGACACAGCCAGGGUAAUUCUCUGCUGUGUAUGCCCAACGUGCUCAAGCUGUACCUGGAGAAUGGACAGACCAAAGCUUUUAAGUUUGAGGCGAACACGACAGUGAAGGACAUCAUCCUCACCGUGAAGGAGAAGCUCUCCAUCCGCAGCACCGACUACUUCGCGCUGGCGCUGGAGGAGCAGUACAACAUCUCCCGCCUGCACCUGCUGCACGAGGAAGAGCUCAUCCAGCAGGUGGUGGAAAGGGAGGAGUCACAUGACUACCGUUGCCUCUUCAGGGUGUGCUUUGUUCCCAAGGACCCGCUGGACCUCCUGAAGGAAGACCCCGUGGCCUUUGAAUACCUCUACCUGCAGAGCUGCAGCGACGUCCUCCAGGAGCGCUUUGCUGUGGAAAUGAAAUGCAGCUCUGCCCUCCGCCUGGCAGCCCUGCACAUCCAGGAGCGGAUCUACGCGUGCGCCCAGCCCCAGAAGAUCUCUCUGAAGUACAUCGAGAAAGACUGGGGAAUAGAGAACUUUAUAUCUCCAACUUUACUCCGAAACAUGAAGGGUAAAGACAUCAAGAAAGCCAUCAGCUUUCACAUGAAGAGGAACCAGAAUCUCUUGGAACCCCGACAGAAGCAACUGAUUUCUGCUGCCCAGCUACGUUUAAACUACUUACAGAUCCUUGGGGAACUCAAGACGUAUGGUGGUAAAAUCUUCAAUGCUACUUUAAUGUUACAGGAUAGAGAGUCUUACAUCGCCCUUCUAGUUGGAGCCAAGUAUGGGAUUAGUCAAAUUAUCAAUAGCAAACUCAACAUCAUGUCCACGCUGGCGGAGUUUGCAAGCAUCAGCCGUGUGGAGCUGACAGAGGAGUCGGAGAAAGUGAGCAUGGUCAAAGUGUAUCUCCAAGACAUCAAGGUUCUCUCAUUGCUGCUGGAGUGCAACAGUGCAAAGGACCUGGCCUGCCUGAUUGCCGGCUACUACAGGCUGUUUGUUGACCCAGUCACCCCCAUUUUCCUCUGGCCUGGAAGCAAACAACAAGGGCACCGGGUAUCCGCUGAAGAAGGCUACGAGUCUCGGGCGUGCAGUGACUCGGAGGAGUCCUCGGAACUGGACUGUGUGCUGGACGCUCUCUCUGACCGGCGCCUGCUGAAGCCGGGCCGGUGCAGAACGCUGUCACCCGCUGGGGACAGCGCCGUGUCCGACGGGGCCAGGAGACGGCCGAGCACAGCGGCCAACAGCACCACCGACAGCGCCGAGUCCGAGGCGUCCGACUCAGCCAACACCGAGAGCCGCGGCUGCCGGACCAGCGGCUCCAGCGAGUCCAUGGACGCCCUGGAGGAGGACGACCUGGAUGCCUGCUCCUCCAGCCGCUCCGGCUUCUUCCACUUCAGCUCCAGGGGCUUCCCCGACCCCUCGGGUCCCCAGGGCCCAGAGGAGCAGAACCAGCUGGACACCAGCGGCUUCCUCUGCCUCCUGGACCUGACCCAGAGGACCAGCCCCCAGCGCUCCCGGCGGGAGCUGCCCGAGGGCUCCUCCCCCGAGAUGUUCGGCUGGGGCGCGGAGCUCAGCGUGGUCCGGCUGGACCCCCAGCUGUACGAGGGCAGCCGGAGCGACUACUACAGCCUGUGCUCCAGCGUCUCUCCGGCCAGCCACCUGAGCGACAGCUCGGACAGCACGGCGUCCCGCCAGGGCCCCGGGCCCCCCGCCUGGGCUCAGCAGGGCUGGGCGGAGGCCCGGCCCCGGUCCACACUGGGAGCCCUGGCCCCACACCUGCCGCUGGCCUUUGAGGAUGGCAGCUCGGACGAGGAGUAUUACGAUGCCGCCGACAAGCUCACCCCGCCCGACCCCCUCUCAGGGCCCAGCGCUGUUUCUGCCGCCGAGCCCAGCACCGCCGGCUUGCAGCGGAAGGUCUGCCCCGAGGAGAGCCUGAAGCCUGGGCCGGACGGGAGGGAGCCCAGCCGAAGGGGCGUGGGGAAGAAGUACGCCAAGAGCCUGAGAAAAAGAAGGUCUUUCCUGCAGACGGAUUAUACCUGCCAGGUUUCAUUCCCCCUGAUGCCCUCCGUGUCCCUGGAGACGGUGGACGACGUCUGCUACUACGAGCGGGAGCCCUACCUGGCCCUGGGCACGCCCUCCCCGACCGUGUCCUCUCUGCAGGACAUGCACGGGGAGCCGGGUCUCCUGGAGACCAAGGCGCUGGGGCUGCUGGCCCCCCUGAGGGGGGCCGAGCACAAAAACCCCGCCUCCCGGGCCAUGGAGAUGGAGCCCGAGACCAUGGAGACCAAGUCGGUCGUGGACUCUCGGGUAUCUUCCAUCUCAGCCAUUCGCCUCCGGAUUGACCCCAGCCAGAAGGAGAAGGAGGCGGCGGCCCCUCUGGCCGUCACUGUGCCCACCUCCCGGGCAGGCACCCCCCCUCUGCCUUCCCGUGCCGGUUCCCCGGGCCCUGCUGCUGCUCCGGCUGGGCCGGCCCAAGCCUUACCGCCCUCGUGCCGGCACUCAGAUGCCUGUGCCCCCACAGAGCUCACUGCGGAGCUCGGGGACAGCACGUCCUCUCUCUCCAGUUCUGACCCAGACCCAGACAGAGUCUGCGCGGCCCCCAGCCCGGGGCCAGACCACGCCUGUGCCGGGAGCAGGUCUGGGCGAGGAGGGGUCCCCCUGGAAAUGGCUUUGAGAUCUUCGUCGACAGAUCACACGCCAGGAACUGUCCCCCCGGCCACAGAGUCUCCUCCAGUCAGUCCUGGAAGCGGGGAACAGGAAACAGGUUCGAGAGAGGAGCUGGCUUGCGCCCCUACCAAUGAGAAACAGGGGCCGCUGUUUGGGGGGAGUGACGGCGACACCACAGAUGAAAAUGGAGCCCACGUAGGUGAGGACGGAUCUGGAGAGGAUCCGCGUGACCCCCCGGGUGAGGUGGGCGGCGAUGUGUCAGGUGCAGUGCCACAGACGCUUGGUGUGAGUACCCCAGCGGGGGGCAUCACAGGCGCUCGGUCCUCGGAGAAUCCUAGAGCAGGAACUGAGCAGAUCUCACCUCCUUCCCCCGGGGCCCCCCAAAGACUCGGCAGAGAAACCCCAGACCAAGCCUGUGAGGCCCCAGAGCAAAAGCUAUUGACUGAGCUGGACCAGACCGCCGUGUGCGCAUCUCCUGUGGAGCGGGUCCAGCCGGAGCCUCUAACCCACGUGGAAGGGCAAGCCACCCACCCUGGGGACGGUCUCCUGCAGAUCUGUCCGAAUCAGAGACCUUCUUUGCCAAAGCUACGCCCACGUCCCCCAGAGCAGCCCCCCUCCGCCAGCCCACAGCCCUGCUUGAGGCCCGAAAACCCUGGCAUCUGCCUUCCCGCCGAGAACUCUUACCUGUGCUCUGCUGCUAAAAGCCACCCGGAGAUUCCUGCGGGUCUCCGCGUGGCCACGCCCCUGGGCUUUGUGGCCAUGAAUGAGUCAGCGGCGGCCCCCCGGGCGGGGCUGGAGCAGUGCAGCUGCCAAUUGUCCUAUGCCACCUGCUUCCGCGGCCUGCAGCUCGACCCGGAGGAGGAAGAGAGGGACCCAGAGGCACACCCCACGGUCCCCCUCACUGCACCGCCUGCUGCGGGCAGCCCGCUGGCCCUCCCCUGGAGGCCGUCCCCGCCCCACAGCUGCAGCCCCGAGCCCCUGCCCAGGAACAGCCAUAUCUGGCCCGAGUACUGCUCCAGGACUCUGCGACAGCUGAAGGCCACUCCCGCCAGCACCCACGAGGGCUUCGCCCACCUCACUGACAGCUUGCAGGAGCUGUGGCACCUUUUGGAAGCUUCCGAGGCCAAUGGCCACAACCAUCCCCCCGAGAAGUGCACGUGGCACUUCUCCGAGAGCCAGAGCCGCCUGUGCAUGGGCUCCCAGAAGCUCCUGUCCAGCUGCCAGCACGUGAUCCGGAUGGACCAGUCCCCCGAGGAGAUGCAGGGCGCACUGCGCGACACCUUCCAGCACCUGGUCCAGCUGGCCGGCCUGUGCCUGCAGCUCACGGACUGCAGCCUCUGCUCCGCCCGGCAUCGGGAGGCGGCGAGCCACCUGAGGGACGUGGUCCACAACUACCACCAGUUUGUGGAGGCCGCUAAGCUGACCUGCGAGAGAGGCUACCAGGACCUGAGCGUGAAGCUCCUGGCCCGCCAGUGCACGGCCCUCACGGGCGCCGUCUUCUGUUUGAACCAGAAGUUCCGGGCGUCCCCGGCCCUGUGACCUCUUCCCACCCAACCCAUGGCCCGGACACUUCCCCGGCCAGCCUCUUCCAUCUCCCUCCCCUUCCAUCCCUCACAUGUUUACCACUUAGAGUAUUCAAAUAAACCGCUGCUUCAUCGUGGCCUCAGUCCUAAGAGUCAUCAGCUUGGGGGCGAGGCUGACACCUUUCCAUAGUCCCGGCAUAGUUCAAUUGCGUUGGUCCACGCUAGGACCUUAGGUCACUCAAGAGGAGUGACCAGGGGAGUGACAAGCCCUGCCUCUGGUCAGGAUGCUCACAAACCCUCUGGUAAGCUAAGAUUGAUGCCAGUCACGGACGAGCCCUAUUAAGAGGGCAGAAGGGAGAGGAAGGCACAAAUGAUCUCAAGGAGGCAGGGUCAAAGGGAGGAAAGCACUGGAAAUAUGCAGUUUUGAAUUCACUUAGCAUGCGAAUUUGACAGUCAUCUCCCAGAGUAGGAGAUAGGGCAUACACUAGACUGUGGUCACCAGCCUGUUUCUCUUGGCUGCUCACGGUCAUAAGCAUAAAUUGCCACUAGGUGGCAGUAGGCCCCCGUGGUAGCUGUUGGAUUUGAAAUUCACUGCACGCCUGAAUUUUGCACCCUAUUUCUGUCAAAAAUAGCUAAAUGGUGAAUAUGAAAAUCUUGAGUUUUACUAACCUUAAAGGAUAAUAUGAGAACAGGAGUUGGAAAGAUAGUGCAGGAAUUAAGGUACAUGCACUCCCUGCAGCCAGCCUUGAUUGGAUCCUAGCACCACAUGGUCCCCUGGGCAUCUCUGGGUACAGCCCUGAAGCCUCCAAGCAUCACCAGGUGUGGGCCUGGAGACCCCCGAGCACCACCAGGGUGUCCCCGAGAUUCCCAGCACUGCAGGGCCUCCGCAGCACCGUUGUUCUCGGGCCUCAUGUGGAGCCAUUGGCCUGUUGUCCAAGUGUCACCUGGAAGGGACCCAAGAUCUGAGCAUUUCUUAGGAGAACUACCCCCUCCACCACCUCGCAAGAAAAGACUAGGAUUAGAGCUAAAGAAACAUAUAGAGGACUGGAGAGAUAGUACAGCAGGCUGGGUGCUUGCUUUAUUUAUUUAUUUUUUUUGUCAACUAAACAUUUCAUUUGAAUUUUUUUAAUUUAAUUGAAGAACUGUGAUUUACAAAGGUUUUGAUAGUUGCAAUUUAUGCAUAUAACGUUUAGUACCAAUCCCCACCGCCAGUGUCAACUUCCUUCUGCCACUGUUCUCAUGUUCCUUCUCACCCUCAAGCCUAUUUUGGCAGGUGUACUUUAAAGUGUUGUGAAUUGUAAACUGGGUCUCAUGUUCUCAUGGGUGCUUGCUUUAUAUGGCCCCAGACCCCUGCCAGGAGUGACCUUGAGUGUCACCUAUGAGGACCUAUGAGGAAGGCCCGAGCACCACCAGGUGUAGCUCAAGAAAACAAACACACAAAUGUAUUCAGUAUCUUUGUCACUAAUUCAGGUUGAGUCAAAGUCUCCUUGUUCAUCUUGGUGGGAUUUUAGACAAUACCACUAAUGAUUUAGAUUUAUCUUAUGUAAAUAGGAAACACAAAUAUUGCUCAUGUUGUAACAUAGAAGUCUAGGAAUUUUUCAAUGUUAAUAAUCCACCCCCCUACACACACACACACACACAAAGUAUAAGGAAGCCUCUCAUACUCUGAUACCUUCCCUGCAUCCUGUUUCAAAAUGUCAGGAAAACAGAUCGCAAGAUAGCCCUGAAAUGCCUCUCCCCAGCUUCCGUGUCCAAAAGGUUUUAUUUCACUACCAGUUUUUUGUCUUUUUGGGUUUUUUUUCUUUUUCAUUUGGGAACAGACCCAGUGGUGGUGCCCAGGGAUUGUUGCAGGCUUUGUGCUCAGGGAUCACUCCUGGUGGGGCUUGGGGGGGCCAUAUACAGUGCCAGAGAUUCAACCCAUGUCAGCCGCAUGUAAGGCAAAUGCCCUACCCUCUGUCCUGUUGCUCCAGUGCUGAGCUGAGAGAGUUCAAACAUAUACCUAGGACUACUCAAGUUCAUUCAAGGGCCCCCCUUGCCUCGCCAGUGCUCCUUCUGUGCUGCCCCCUAAUUCCUCUUCCCUUCCUGGCACCACCAGGGGGACAGCGAUCUCAAAUGAGAAGGAAGCCACACACCAAGAGACAUCCUUUCCACCCCGUCACCAGUUGUUAUUCUACUUAUUUGUUUUUGAAGAGCCGGGAUCAAGCUCAGGGCCUCAUGUACGCAAGGCAAAUGUUGUACCACUGAGCUACAUUCCUGGCCCUCUGCUAGUUUUAACUACUAACUGGUUUGCCAGGACUUAUUCUAGGAAAAGACUGGAUAUUUUUAGAGACCAGUCUAGAAAAAAAGAAAAGACCAGUUUCCUUUUCUUUUCUUUUUUUUUUUUUAUUUUUAUUACUGAAUCACUGUGAGGUACAGUUACAAACUUAUGAACUUUUGUGUUUGCAUUUUGUUUACAUCGCUCCACCAGUGCCCAUUCUCCUCCACCAAUGUUCCCAGUAUCCCUCCCACCCUCCCUCCCCUCCCCUCCACCCCUCCCCACCUCUGUGGCUGGGCAUUCCCUUUUGUUCUCUCUCUCCUUAUGAGUGUUGUUAGAGACCUGUUUCUUUUGGAUAAACUAACAAGGUUCUUGAACACAGAAGUUGUUUCAUGCAACGUAAACUAGUAACAAUAGGAACAACAGUUUGUUUAAAUGUGUGGUAUUAAAAAGGACUUGAGU